GCCACCGCCACUACUCCGCACACGCGAUCACCGUGGGGCACGGACACACACUGCGCUCUCUCUCUCUCUCUCUCGCUCUCUCCCUCUCUCUCCUCCUUUCUUUCUCUCUCUUCGUCUCCCGAAUACCUCCUCGCCGUCGCUGCCACCCGCUAUUUCCGCGCGACGCGUGCUCGCCGCACGAUCGGGACGCGUGUUCCCCGUGAGUGUCGCCGUGACUCGCCGCGAGAGGGUUGAUGAGUGCGCGGCGGUGCCCCAGUGCCUCUAGUCGGUGAGAAAAGUCGGUUUGGUGAUAGGAAACGGCGAGAAAAAAAAGAAACGAAAGAGAGAAAGGGAUAAUACAUUGCGGACGACGACGACGAUCUUACUCGACGUGUCUUCCGCCAACGUGAUUAUUCGAAAGUGUGGAUUUUCAAUGUGAACCACGCGCUCGCGCGCGAGGGUGGAUUGUGUGCGACAAGGGAAAUCAGAGUACAGUGCCACACGCCGUAAGCACGGUUUGACAUCCCUUCGAUCGACCGCGCGGCGAUCCUCACGCGUGCGGUGCGAGGCCACGCGCAUUCACGCGACUCGCCGAUUUCCGACCUUCCUCUCCUCUCUUUCUCAGAAUUGAACGACUGCAGUCGGAGGCGGCGGCAAGGAAUCGGUCCGCAUCAUCAUGGAUUGGACGCGGGGGAUCGGUCUGACCAGCUUGUUAUGUUCUGUCUCGGAUGGAUCGAGGAAACAAAUGGCCUGAGGAUGCUGAACCUGAUAGUGCCGCAGCACGUGGUGCUCGGGCAAAAUAUAAGCCUCGAGUGCAACUUUAAUCUGGACGGCGAGAAGCUGUACUCGGUCAAGUGGUACAAGGAUGGCAACGAGUUCUACCGAUUCGUACCCCAGGAGAAGCCACCUGUUAUGGUGUUCGUCCAUCCCGGUGUCACGACGAACAUUCAUGAUUCUACCCAACGAACGGUCGUCCUCCGUUCCGUGAAUCUAAUGAGCACGGGACGCUACAGAUGCGAGGUUUCGGCAGAAGCGCCGUCCUUUCAGACCGUUUCCGACCAUUCGGAUAUGACGGUAGUCGGUAAGGAGACUCACAGAGAAGAUUCUUCCAAUAUCUUCGGAAGAGUUAAUUACGUCGCGUUAGCUUUAGCCCACGAGAGAGGACAUUAUCUGUCCCCUCAAAAAUAUCGAUCGACGGUCGAUGACGAAUCGCUGACGAUUCAUCUCGCGACGGUCGACCAGCAGUUGUUGAAGUCCCACCCCGUCGACGUGGACCGGAACGAUCUGGAGACCUCCACACUUGGUCUGGAGUUCCGUCUGCGCCCGAAGCACUUCAAGAAGGGAGACUUGAAGAUCAAAUGCCUGGCGAGGAUAUAUACCGUAUAUUGGAAAUCGAAUGAGCUCAGCAUAGAGGGUGAGAGGCCUCUGAAGAUACCGGUAAUGGAGAGCAGGGAGACAAGAGCGCAAGGGCAC
Molecule: messenger RNA, 1452 nt
Organism: Pogonomyrmex barbatus (red harvester ant)
Lineage: Eukaryota; Metazoa; Arthropoda; Insecta; Hymenoptera; Formicidae
Source: RefSeq, a predicted model, not a curated record